AUGGUUUGGCUCUCCAACGUCGGGACCCGCCUCGGCGACACCCUCAAACGCUCCCUCGCCUCCGACUCCACGCCCUCAGCAGCCGCCCCCACCCACGGCAUCCUCGCCUUCGAAACCGCCAAAACCAUGUCACGCUUGGUCUCUCUCUACAAAUCCCUCGACAAUGACGAGGUUUCGAAGCUCAGAAAAGAGGUUAUGAAGGCCGAAGGCGUCGCUUACUUGAAUUCUGAAGACGAGGUCCUUCUCUUGAACCUUGCCUGUGCCGAGAGGCUCGAAGAUCUCGACAAGGCCGCCGCCGUGGUGGCAAGAUUGAGCCGGAAAUGCUCCGACGUCGGCCUCCACCGCUUCGACCUCGUCUACACCGAUCUCAAACUGGGCAUCGUCGAUUUGGGGAAACUAGAAUAUGGAUCCAAGGAGACAAAAAAGAAUAUCGAGAAGAUGGAGAAGAUGGUCUCCUUAACCUCUCGUCUUUACACGGCGUUAGAAGCUCUCUCCGAAUUGGAGGUUUCGGAAAGGAAGCUGAAACAAUGGAAGCAAAAUCGCAUGAAACUUCAAUCCCACGACAGCACGAACUUCGGCCUCUUCAACGACAAAAUCGCGUACCAGAGAAAGCAAGUUCGUCAUCUGAGAGAAACCUCGUUAUGGAAUCAAACUUUUAAUCGAAGCGUUGGCCUAAUGGCCCACAUAGUUCGCAUCAUCUACGCCCGAAUCUGCAUCGUUUUCGGGCCGUAUAUUUCCUCGCUUCCACGAGUCUCGUUGCGCAACAUUCGUUCUUCCCAACAGAGAAAAAUUCUAAGAGACCAGCCUGAGUUUUGCCUUAUCGAACCGGAAUUGGUAACUUCAAGAUCAGGGCCAAUCCCAUCGACGUCCCAGCCCAAUUUGGUGCGAUUUCACAGCCAAAAGUUGAAUCUUUUCUCGGGUGUUGGUUGCAAGAACAAGGUGUUCCAGGCGGCGGGGCCGUCGACGUUGGGCGGCUGCGGGCUGGCGGUACGGUAUGCGAAUGUGGUGGUUUUGGCCGAGAGGUAUUUGGACUCAGCGGUGACGAUCGGAGACGAAGCUCGGCAGGUUUUGUACCAGAUGCUGCCGGAAAAUAUGAAACUUAUGGUACGGUCGAAGGUGGGGAAGAAUGGAAGGGCGGUGCCGGCGGAGGGGUGGAGGGAGGCGGUGGCGGAGAUAAUGGCGUGGCUUUGCCCUCUGGCGAAAGACACCUUGAAGUGGCAGGCGGAGAGGAACUUUGAGAAGAUGAGGUUCGAGUCGAAGCCGCCGGUGCUUUUGUUGCAAACGCUGCAUUUCUCGGACAAGGACAAGGCGGAGGCCGCCAUUGCGGAGGUGUUGGUGGGUCUGAGCUGCAUAUAUCUCUACGAAAAUCGCCAGAGCAACGGCGGGGAGUGGGCGGGCGUCUCUUUUGACGGAGCUUGGCACGCUCGAAAUGAAAUCUUCUCAAAGUGA
Molecule: messenger RNA, 1449 nt
Organism: Diospyros lotus (date-plum)
Lineage: Eukaryota; Viridiplantae; Streptophyta; Magnoliopsida; Ericales; Ebenaceae
Product: protein PSK SIMULATOR 1-like
Exons: 1
Coding region: 1-1449 (482 amino acids)
Biological process (GO): positive regulation of growth
Source: RefSeq, a predicted model, not a curated record